Phanerochaete carnosa HHB-10118-sp is the source of this 237-nucleotide messenger RNA. RefSeq lists its product as uncharacterized. NCBI's taxonomy places the organism in Eukaryota, Fungi, Basidiomycota, Agaricomycetes, Polyporales, Phanerochaetaceae. Bases 1 to 237 code for a protein of 78 amino acids. The record is from RefSeq and is a predicted model, not a curated record. The transcript has a single exon.
AUGGCCACGCUGGUCAGUAUAGCGCUCGUGCUACGCCCAUCAAUCGCCGAGGCCACCCCCACCCCAGUCUUCUUCUCUGACAUCCAGACCCCGAGCGUGGACACCAACGACAGGAUGUUUGCGUUUCUUUACGCUCGUGGACUCAAGACUAUUACCUUCGUUCAACGGACCAUCGUCCCUGAAAUCUCUGAGGACGGACGGAAAGUCAAGAGGGGUUUCUAUCCUUUAGGUUGGUGA